Messenger RNA from Cotesia glomerata, 497 nucleotides. RefSeq names its product eukaryotic translation initiation factor 4E-binding protein (gene Thor). Gene Ontology annotation, biological process: negative regulation of translational initiation. NCBI's taxonomy places the organism in Eukaryota, Metazoa, Arthropoda, Insecta, Hymenoptera, Braconidae. Gene Ontology annotation, molecular function: eukaryotic initiation factor 4E binding. Bases 1 to 351 code for a protein of 116 amino acids. The record is from RefSeq and is a predicted model, not a curated record. The transcript has 3 exons. Gene Ontology annotation, cellular component: cytoplasm.
AUGUCAGCAUCACCAAUCGCACGCCAAGUUACUCAAAAUCAAAAUAUACCUUCUAAAAGAAUUGUUAUUUCUGACCCGAAUCAAUUACCAGUAGAUUACUCAUCUACACCAGGAGGUACUUUGUAUUCAACAACACCAGGAGGUACACGAAUCGUGUAUGAACGGGCUUUUUUAAUGAAUUUAAGAAACUCACCGAUAUCAAAAACUCCUCCAAGUGUUACAUCAAUCCCAGCAGAUUUAUUAAAAGGAUUUCCAACAAUUCCUACGACUAAUGUGCCUGUUUGCAAUAAACCAACCAAAGAAAUCACAGUAAUUGAAGAAGUCUCUGAGCAGUUCCAAAUGGAUAUGUAAAGCAAUGAUCUGUAAAAGUGAGAGCUGUGAUUAAGACGUGUUCAUUUGUGGUAUAUUUUUUUCAUUGUCAAUCAUUAAAAUUAAUGUUUAUUAAGUUUAUAUUAAGAAAGUAAUAAGUUACCAUGAAUAACUUUUAUAUGAAUUUA